Echinops telfairi (small Madagascar hedgehog) is the source of this 2981-nucleotide messenger RNA. It is a transcript of the gene PTPRH, whose product is annotated as protein tyrosine phosphatase receptor type H. Bases 1 to 2796 code for a protein of 931 amino acids. Lineage: Eukaryota; Metazoa; Chordata; Mammalia; Afrosoricida; Tenrecidae. Gene Ontology annotation, biological process: protein dephosphorylation; angiogenesis. The transcript is spliced from 19 exons. Gene Ontology annotation, molecular function: cadherin binding; protein tyrosine phosphatase activity. The record is from RefSeq and is a predicted model, not a curated record.
AUGUCUGUGGCCAGUGGGGGCCUCCAGGCCUGGGGGACCCUGGUGCUGCUGGGCCUGUGCGGAUGGACAGGGGCCAGAGCAGCCGAACCAGGCCCGGUGCAAAAUAUCACGAUAGUGGAUCAAACGAACAGCUCCAUCACCUUGACCUGGACAGCACCUCCGGCCUCAAAUCAAACCAACUACACCUACUGGGUCCACUGGCAGAGUGGGGACGGCAUCAAUGGGAGCCAGAGCACCUCCAAGACCAGUAUCACCGUGAAUGGUUUGAAGGCUGGGACUUUGUACAACUUCAUGGUGUGGGUCCAGGCGAAUGGUUCAUACAGUCAGAGUGCAUCGAAAGACGCAUCGACAGCCCCCAACCCAGUGAAAGGCCUCAAUAUGCAUCAUCGGACCAACAGCACCAUCACCUUGACCUGGACACAGCCGGGGGCUCAAGACCCACAGGACUACACCUACUGGGUGCAGUGGGCUAGUGAGAACAACAUAAAUGGAAUUAUGGGCACCUCAGAUACCAAUAUCACCCUGGAAGGCCUGCAGGCUGGGACUCUGUACAACUUCAAUGUCUGGGCUGAGAGGAACGACGUCAACAGUUCAACUGAGACGGUUGCUGCAUCUACAGUUCCUAACCCAGUGAGAAGCCUCAACGAGCAACAUCGGACCAACAGCUCCAUUACCUUGACCUGGACAGCACCCCUGGGACCAGUCCAACCAGCCUACACCUACUGGGUGCAGUGGAUGCCCGAGGACAACAUGGCAGGGAUUAAGAACACCUCAGAUACCAGUAUCACCCUGGAAGGCCUGCAAGCUGGGACUCUGUAUAACUUCAAUGUCUGGGCUGGGAGAAACGAUGUCAACAGUACAACUGAGACGGUUGCCAAAUCUACAGUUCCCAACUCAAUAGCAAGCAUCACAAUGCAGGAUCGGACCAACAGCUCCAUUACCCUGAACUGGACAGCACCCCUGGGACCAGUCCAACCAGCCUACACCUACUGGAUCCAAUGCUUGAGCCAGAACGGCAUAUCAAGUACACAACACACCCCAGACACCAGAUUCACAGUCGAGGCAUUGCAUGCCGGGACUGAGUACGUCUUCACACUGUGGGCUGAGAGGAACGGAGUUCACAGUGAAAACAGGACUCUCGUUGAAGCCACUGCGCCCAAUGAGGUCACCGACCUGCACAACACAACUCAGACCAGUGGCUCGGUCAGGCUGAGCUGGAAGGCCCCCACAGACAUGUCCUCUCAGAGCUACACGUACUGGAUCCGGUGGGCUGUUGGCAAACAGCUGCAGAGGGAGAAUGAGCCCCAAGGACAGACAAGCAAUCAGACAGGCAAGACCAAUGACACUUGGUACCUUGUGACGGCCCUUGCACCUGGGACUCGGUACCACUUCAGUGUGUGGGCCGAGAUGAACAACGUUGCCAGCGCCAUACAGAGCCUGCAGGCAUCCACAGCUCCUGACCCUGUCACCAUCACAUCCUGUGUGAGCACCUCCGGUGGUUAUGGGCUCUCCCUGACCUGGCCCUGCCCCAAGGGAGGGUACGAGGUCUUCCACUUGGCGGUGGACGGGCAGGCCUUCCAGGAGAGUCGUUCCUGUGGGAGUCCAGUGUCCUUGUCGGGUCUCCAGCCAGCUCGGUCCUACCUGGCCACCAUCACAGCCGUGUGGGAUGGAAUGAGGGCUCCGUCGACCUCUGUGACCUGCUACACGGAGAGCGCAGGGGUAAUUAUCGGCGCCAUUGUGGGAGUUCUGUUGCUUCUCAUCCUGGUGGGCCUGCUGGUUUUCUUCCUGAGGAAGAGGAAUAAGAAGAGCCAGGAGAAACCGGAUCUGGCCUUCGCUUUCCCAGGAGAGAUUCGGGCUGAAGACUUUGCCGACCAUGUCCGGGAAAAUGAGAAGGACAGCCAUUAUGGUUUUGCAGAGGAAUACCAGCAACUGACCCUGGAGGGGUUCAACCAGCCCAACAAGGUGGCCUCAGCCCCAGAGAACAACGUCAAGAAUCGUUACAGAAACGUGCUGCCCUAUGACUGGUCCCGUGUGCCCCUGAAGCUCCUCCAUGGGGAACCAGGCUCUGACUAUAUCAACGCUAGCUUCAUGCCCGGUCUCUGGAGCUCCCAGGAGUUCAUUGCAGCCCAGGGUCCCCUGCCCCAGACAGUGGCUGACUUCUGGCGUCUGGUGUGGGAGCAGCAGAGCCACACGCUGGUCAUGCUGACCAACUGCAUUGAGUCUGGCCGGGUGAAAUGUGAGCAUUAUUGGCCCCUGGAUUCGCAGACCUGCACCCACGGGCAACUGCAGGUGACCCUGGUGGGUGAGGAGGUGUCAGAGAACUGGACGACGAGGGACCUGAAGCUCUUCCACCUGGAGGAGCAGAAGAGCCUAGCUGUGCGGCAAUUCCACUAUGUGGCCUGGCCCGAUCACGGCGUCCCUCACUCCCCAGACCCUUUGCUGGCCUUCUGGAAGGUCCUUCGGAAGUGGUUGGACCAGCAGAUGCAGGGAGGUCUACCCAUUGUGCACUGCAGUGCAGGCGUGGGCCGCACCGGCACCCUCAUUGCCCUGGAUGUCUUGAUCCGGCAGUUGGAGAGCGAGGGCACCGUGGGACCCUUCAAUUUUGUGAAAAAGAUGAGACACAGCCGUCCCCUAAUGGUUCAAACGGAGGCCCAGUAUGUGUUCCUUCAUCAGUGCAUCCUGUGCUUCCUACGGCAAGCGGGGGAGAAGGAGGUCGUGUACGAGAACGUACCGAGCCUGCUCUACGAGAACGUGGCUGCCAUCCAGGCCCACAGGUCGGAAGCCUCUUCUGCAUGAGGGCUUCUGAUGCCAGCCCAGCCGGACUCAAGAUCUCCAUCCUCUCUCGAGUCCAGACUGCUGGGGCCCCUGGGAGAGCAGAGGGCUGUGCCCCAGACCUCCCUGGGUCCUGCAGGAGGAAGAGCUAGAAAACACAGUCCCGUUUCUCUUCGGGGGGAAACUGACUGGGGGACCCAAAGAUCUGA